UCGCGGCAGGCUGAGGGCGUCCGGGCAGUUCGCGAUGGCCGCGGCUGGUUCCGCUGCCGUGUCAGGGGCCGGGACCCCAGUGGCGGGGCACACAGGCAGCGACCUCUUUGCCGAGGGGCUCCUGGAGAUCCUGCGACCCGCCGUGCAACAGCUCGACUGUCACGUGCACGCGGUCAGAGAAAGCCAAGUAGAGCUCCGGGAACAAACUGACAACCUAGCUACAGAACUGUGCCGGAUCAAUGAGGAUCAGAAGGUGGCCCUGGAUCUGGACCCUUAUGUUAAGAAGCUGCUUAAUGCCAGGCGACGAGUUGUCUUGGUCAACAAUAUUUUACAGAAUGCACAGGAACAACUGAGGCGGUUAAACCACUGUGUGGCCAAGGAAACAGCUCGCAGGAGAGCCAUGCUGGAUUCAGGAGUUUACCUUCCUGGUUCUCCAAGCAAAUAAACACAAACCCUGUGACCUGAGUGCACAGUACCUUUCUCCAACGGCUUUGUCUGGUAGACAUGAGAAGAUCCCAGAGAGUCUCUACA
This is a messenger RNA of Mastomys coucha (southern multimammate mouse), 531 nucleotides long. RefSeq names its product SNARE-associated protein Snapin. The record is from RefSeq and is a predicted model, not a curated record. The transcript has a single exon. Gene Ontology annotation, molecular function: SNARE binding. The coding region runs from base 35 to 445 and encodes 136 amino acids. Gene Ontology annotation, cellular component: synaptic vesicle; BORC complex; BLOC-1 complex. Lineage: Eukaryota; Metazoa; Chordata; Mammalia; Rodentia; Muridae. Gene Ontology annotation, biological process: lysosome organization; endosome to lysosome transport; intracellular protein transport.